Sebastes umbrosus (honeycomb rockfish) is the source of this 1396-nucleotide messenger RNA. RefSeq names its product Epstein-Barr virus induced 3 (gene ebi3). Gene Ontology annotation, cellular component: external side of plasma membrane; signaling receptor complex; membrane. The coding region runs from base 258 to 1016 and encodes 252 amino acids. The transcript is spliced from 6 exons. The record is from RefSeq and is a predicted model, not a curated record. NCBI's taxonomy places the organism in Eukaryota, Metazoa, Chordata, Actinopteri, Perciformes, Sebastidae. Gene Ontology annotation, molecular function: cytokine binding; cytokine receptor activity. Gene Ontology annotation, biological process: cytokine-mediated signaling pathway.
GGUCUUUCUGAUGGAGGUUUCCUGCGAAAGUAAAUCACAUUUGCUGUUCCUCUUUCAGUUUGAGCAGGCUUUUUAAGCGCUGAUCAGCUGCUGCUCAAACGCACAGACAGACGAGAAGAGAAGAGUCUUCAACAGGCUGCGAGGCGGUUAGUUAUCUCUGUACUUUGACUCAAGGGAACAAUAGAAUAAAAGCAGUCAAUAUCUUGCAUAGGUGAGGGUCCACUACAGUGUUUACAAAGCUCCCACCUGAAGCUCUGAUGGCUGCGAUGGUUGGCAGUGUGCGCGUCACUGUGACUCUCCUCAUGUGUGUUCUCGGAGGCCAAGCGCUCGACCUGCUGAGGGUGACGGCAACAUCAGGGAAUCCUCCCGCCACUCCCAAAGUGCAUUGCAGGUGUGCAAGCUACCCAAACGUGACUCUUUGCUCCUGGCCUGAACCCUCUCAGUCCCCACCAACACACUACGUUGCCACCUACAGUGAGAGACACAGACAGCCGGUCACCGAGCAGUGCCAUCUCAUCCAGCCCGACUCUGCAUCUUCGAAUCUGACCUCAGCACCGUCACCAUCAUCUGAGCGGCUGUGGCACUGCAACCUGCCCAACCUGAAGCUCCUCACCAACUACAUCAUCAACGUCACGGCCGUUUAUUCUGGAGGAAGCAGCUCCCAUCUGUCCAGUUUCAUGUUGGAGGAUAUAGUGAAACCAGAUCCUCCCGAAAACGUCCGGGUUUCCCCUCAUGAUACCAGAAACCUGUUGUUGGUGGAGUGGUCUCCUCCCUCUACCUGGGCUAACCUAGACAUCUUCCCCCUAAAAUACCAGAUCCUGUACCAGUGGGAACACAAGGGCACCCAAAAGUCUGUCAAUCUGGGUCCAUUUGAGACCACCAAGGUUGAGCUGAAGGUGCUGACCCCAGGGAGGACCUACAUGUUCCAGGUGUGUGCUAAGGAGCUGCUGGGUCUGGGCGAAUGCAGUGACUGGAGCUCACCUGCAAAUAUCACCAUACCAGUAACGAAACUGUAGAGACUCCCUCUCACUUCCUGUUUUAUUUAACCGUCACCUCCAGUGUCUUUUAUCUGCACAAGCAAUGCAAGCAACAGUUAUUCAUAUUUUGUUUUAUUUAUAAAUGGAUAUUAUCUGUACAGUGUACAAUCAGCAUUUCCACUGAAAAUGUUAUUUAAUUUUUUGUAAUAUUCUUGGUGUAAUAAUAAUAAUAUAGAAACCAUACUGUAAGACAUUGUGAUAGUUUGUCAGGGUGUCUGAUAGUCUGAUCAGUUUUUACCUCAACCGUUUAUGACCCCCUUUUGACCUCUUUUAAGACACAUUUUACUAUGUUUUCAUCAUUGUGUGGCAGCUCCUCAUUUGUGUGAAACAUUGAAUAAAAACAAGGCAUUCGUAUUGAA